This is a messenger RNA of Cryptococcus amylolentus CBS 6039, 3981 nucleotides long. RefSeq lists its product as hypothetical. Gene Ontology annotation, biological process: Golgi to plasma membrane transport. Bases 1 to 3981 code for a protein of 1326 amino acids. Gene Ontology annotation, cellular component: exomer complex. NCBI's taxonomy places the organism in Eukaryota, Fungi, Basidiomycota, Tremellomycetes, Tremellales, Cryptococcaceae. Gene Ontology annotation, molecular function: protein binding. The transcript is spliced from 18 exons. The record is from RefSeq and is a predicted model, not a curated record.
AUGUCAGAGCUCUUCAAAGACAUCCCGGAGUUCGUCGAGGCCGACAUCGGCGAGUGCCUCGCUGCUAGGACAGAAACACUCGGCUCUUUUAGAGAACUGGGUCCCCCCGAUCUGUGUCACGUAAUAAAGGUGUCCGGAAAGCCUCCUACUCAGAGAGACCUCGGCUCCUAUCACUACUGCUCUGGUGUGGAAGCUUCAUCGUCUGCCUCACUUGCUGCAUACCUCAACUCGCUCCAGUUCUCCAUUGAAGACUCCCAAGCAUGGUUCGGAAAGGGGUCAGCGUGGAAAGUCCGUAGUGGUACUUACUGCUGCUUCAAUGCUUUCUCCAGAGUCGACAUGCGAGUGGAGGCCAACAUCCCAGGUGGUGUUGAAGCGUUCGUCGUGGACCUCCACGGCAAUCGACAUGCCCCUACCCCCGAGCUCUGGCAGGAGACGUAUCUCUCAGCCCUUUUAAGAGCAAUCAGAUAUGCGGACGAUGCGAGCUAUAGGCUGGCGGGCUACAGGAAGCUGGAUCCUAUCACAACGCCCGAGGCGGAAGAGAGGUUUUUGAAGGCUGCAGAGGCGCUGUUCUUCAGAGGUUGGCAGCUGGGGUCAGAUCCGGAAAUCCAGGUCGCCACUGUAGUGACGAAUCACCUGACUUCGGCCAUCAUCAAAUACUUUUCUGAAUCUUUCAGACUGGACCGCGCAGCCAACCUGUUCGAAAGGAUGGUGGUCAAGGAGCCCGAGGUGGCUGCUUUGGUGGCCAAGAGCUACAUCGGUAUGAACGAGGAAAUCAAAGCGGUCAAAAUCAUGAACCUCGCCCUCCAGUCCAAUCCUCAGUCCUACCCCAUUCUCCAUGUUCAGGUCGAUUUCCUCCUCUCCAAACGCAGCUUGGAAUGGGCCCAGAAGGUUGCCCAACAGGCGGUCAACUCGGCGCCCUCAGAAUUCGUCACUUGGGCCAAACUUGCCGAGACAUACAUUGAAUUGGGCCAAUUUGACCAGGCAUUGUUAACUUUGAACUCUUGCCCAAUGUUUACGUAUAACGAAAGGGAUCUGCAUAGGAUGCCAGGGCCCGCAAAGACGCAUCUCCCUGUCAAAAAGUUUAUCGCCGAAUCGAAUCUGCUGGAUGAAGACUCGCCUCGCGAGAACGAGGCAGACGUCGCCCUCUUCCGCCUCCCUGCCCCAAACCUCCGAGGCACCUUUGCCAAAGCUUACUCUCUCCUUACCCUCCUGGUUUCCAAAAUUGGCUGGGACGAGCUCCUCAGAACUAGAUCCUCCGUGUUCGUCAUGGAAGAAGAAUACAGGAUGCACAAGACUGGGCCUUCGGUGGAUGCUGUCGAUGGUGGUGUUGCCGAGGGCGACUUGAGUUCGUCAACCAGAGGAGUAAAGGGGACGUCUUCCGUGGAUAGUGAAAGUGAGACUGCGGCCCCGACUGAAAUACCUACCAUCAGGAUCUCAACCGAGUCCUCUCGUACUCCCAACGUAUCUCAUGCUCGCACACCUUCGCAACUCUCACCCACCAAAGAAGAAGAGUCUGAGGAUGCGAAUAGCGACGACGCGGCAGAGAUGGACGAGCCGUCUUUGGAGAAGCCUGAGACGGCCCAAGCGAACGAAGAGUCACAUGGGUUGAAAGGCGAGGGCGAGGCGCCUGCUUCUUCACCAUUUUCCAACAAGAGACUUUGUGAGCGCUGGUUGGAUAACCUCUUCAUUGUCUUGUAUGAGGACCUCCGCGUUUACACAAUAUGGCGCGCCGAAAUUUCCCACUUUAAGACUCAACACAUGUCCUACCGCAAAACCGGCACCGAAUGGGAGAUUUUGGGCGAGCUUGCAUGGCGAUUGCAUCACAAGGAAGAAGCCAAGGAUGCUUAUCAGAGAUGUUUGGAUAGCAAGUUUAGUGCAAAGGCGCUUAUGAAGUUGCUGGAGGUAUAUGCGAAUGAGGGAGAUCUGGCGAAGAGCUUGACAGCUGCUGUGAGACUCACUACUUAUCAUCACCGAUGGUACAUGGAUGCCGCUUAUCCUUCACUCGUCGCACAUUACCUGUACAAGCUGGGACUUACCCAUGGCCAUGCCAAGAUACAAUACUCUCUUCUCAGUAUGAACUUGCCCGUGGGUAUCUUCGAGAUCAUGCAGCCAUACAUGAAGUAUGCCACCGUAUUCAAUGUCGCAACUGAAACUCCCGGCGCUGGGCCGUCCAGACUGCCGCUGUCUGUCGAGCCCGAGCUCGAGGAGGCGUAUGAGGAGGAGUUGGAUCUGAAUGAAAGCCAAGAAGAAGCAGACAGAGAAGCAUUCCUCAAGAGGAAGAACGAUUACAUUGAAUUACAGCACUCUGUGGAGUCAAGUGACGAGCUCUUAUCUUCAUUAGCUUCGUAUCUUUCGACGUUCCAAACCGAUCUGUCAGCUGUGUCGGGACAGAUAUCCGAGCUGCAAGGCAAGAGCUCCGAGAUAGAAGGGCGUCUGAAUGGUCGCAAGGCAGUCAUACCGGCCCUCAAUCGUCUGUUGGCCGAUAUCAGUCUACCACCUGCUCUGGUCCUCACUCUCCGAGACACCGUUCCAGCCCAGAAUCCCGAUCUCUGGCUGUCAGCCAUCACUCAGCUGGACGAGAAGCUUGUCACCCUUCGAAUGAGAUCCGCCAAAGUCCAGGCUGCCUCGGAGCUACAGCCUGUGGUAGACGGGCUUCGGAUCAAAGCUCUGAAUGUUCUGCCUCCAUUCCUGUUGAGUUUGAUCAAGCCGCUCAAGAGCGCAUCCAAAGGGCUGUCGACAAAUCUCGCCGUCCUCCAGACGUCAUUGCUCCUCAAAUAUCAGCCCUUUUACGCCUUUCUUUAUCGCCACUCGCCUAGAAUAGCAAAACAGGUCGAACGAGGCUAUGUCAAUGCUGCGAGAUCAUACUACGAAACGGCCUUCCGCCGGUAUGCUCGAUCAUUGACGCAGAUUCGCACGAGGAGUCCCGAGAAGAAUGAGCUUAUAGGUGCUGUCAGUGGAGAGGCCUUGCUGAGUGGAGAAAAGGAGGGAUUAUCGGAAGCUUACGAAAGGUUGGGGUACGCGGAAGUUGGAGAAGGAGGAGUUGUCUUGAGUUUCAUGGCCGAUGACAAGGACUAUAAACUCCCAGUGGAGGCUCUGUUCCGGUCAUUGAGUCUCGUCCUACUCGAUAAUGCCUCUGCAGAGUUCACAUUCAUUGUUCGGUUCUUCUCUCCCCCCGCUCUGCAAUCCCAGCCUCCUUCUUCCGACCGCCUCAAUGCGCUCUCCCCGUCAUCGACGCCUCUCGAAUCACCUUCCGCUUCAUUUGUUGAUAUCACUUCUGAAGCAGGCGGACGGGGAACUCCCAAGAAGCGGCCGAAUGGCCACACACCUGAUAAUAACAGUGAAGGGCUCAAAGAGGCGGAAAGGAUCUGGCACGAAGUCUUUGACUCUGCCCUCGAAUCAACUUCCCAAUUCUACCAGUUCAUCCUCUCCCCUUCUCCCCCGGCCAUCCCUCUUCUCACUAUCAUCCGCCUCAAUGAUCGUCUCCUCAAUAUUGCGUCCCUCCGGGGGACCAUCCCUCUUGAUUCGUACCUCACUGCACAAAAGCUUUCCUUGUGGCCAGUAUUCAGAAAAGAGAUGGACCAGCAUGUGGAUAGCCUGAAAAGGAUGGCGGACGAUGCUGAGGGGAAAGGCUUCGCUGGUCUUGUGAAGGCUGGGGUCAAGAACCGAGCUGUCAGAAAGGUUGCGGGAAGGUAUGCGGGGAUGUUUGGCUGUAUUCUAGGCCUGAGCGAGGAAAGUGACGAAGCAAUGUUGUUUUCCAGCAUGACCCGCCUUCGGAAUGAGCUCGUCCGUCUGGUCCAGAACCAGUCUCUCAAGAUCAAAUCUCUUCCCGAGCGUAAUUCGUUUGUAUCGUCAAUCUACGAGAUUGUCAUGCACGAGCUCGUCUCGGGUCCAGGACCAACGACCCACCCGCGGCUGCAAAGCGAGCUCUCAUUCUUCCGGACGAGGGAGGAGGAAGCACGGAGGAAAAUUGGGAGUGAGUGA